Messenger RNA from Soboliphyme baturini, 813 nucleotides. NCBI's taxonomy places the organism in Eukaryota, Metazoa, Nematoda, Enoplea, Dioctophymatida, Soboliphymatidae. The record is from the annotation of a GenBank genome assembly.
AUGCUCAGCUGUUGCGGAUGUGGGAAAACGCCUGCCGACGGCCUUCGUCCAGAGUUUUUAGCCGUAGCCCGCGAUUGCAUCGCUGAUAUCAAAACGUUUCGACUGGACUUCGACGGUCCAACGCGUACGUGGCUUCAGGUGCCGGUUUCUGAACCCUGGAGCUUCAGAAUUUUACAUUACUUCAAUUUUCCGAACGCAGCGUCUUUUUUCCACCCAGAAUGUCAGAUCGGUUUCCUUCCGGACGGAUGGGCGAAAGUCACUCGCCAGACGACAUUGUCCACUGUCGAGCAGAUCGGUGCUGCCGUCCGUUCGUCGGUGUCGGAUAAAUGCCGUUCACCUGUUUGCUUUAUCCCACAGCUGCUCGUCCUCGGCAAUCAGCCACUGAUUGCAAGAACGAAACGACCUGCGGCACCAACGCCAACCUGGUCAGGGGCAGAUGUAAGGCGACGUGACGUGUCAGACGGGCACGCGGUUACCGGCCGGCCGACAGGCCCAACCCUCGUCCCUCGUUUCCUGACAAGGAGGACGGAUAGGCGGCGGCAACCAUUGACGUCCACUCACUUCCGGUUAUCUUACCAGCUGUUAAUUGCGUUAGCCAAAUGCUUACAUGGAGACACAUGUCUCGCACGUCUCCGGCCGGCUCUGGCUGCUGGCCGGCCGGCUAAUGCAUUGCCAGCUGUCCCGCAUCUGGUCGUCCAUUUUCAUGGCUCGCCGACCGACCAACCGCACGUUACAUACGAACACACACACAAACACGUUUCUCCCGCCCGUAAAAAGCGACCGUUAUGCUUCAUAGCUGACUCUCAGUGUUAG